Molecule: messenger RNA, 3004 nt
Organism: Cottoperca gobio
Lineage: Eukaryota; Metazoa; Chordata; Actinopteri; Perciformes; Bovichtidae
Gene: cachd1
Product: cache domain containing 1
Exons: 22
Coding region: 155-3004 (949 amino acids)
Cellular component (GO): voltage-gated calcium channel complex
Molecular function (GO): voltage-gated calcium channel activity
Source: RefSeq, a predicted model, not a curated record
AACAAAAACACGAACUGGAUUUUGAACUGGAGUGGAGUGGAGCUGGUUGGUAAACCACUUUGAUCGAAAGAUCAUCACAACAUGGACCCUGUAGCAAACGAGAAAAUAGACGGAGUUUUCCAUCCUGGAAGAAGCGCAAGUUUUGGCCGACCAGAUGAAACAGCUGUCCUCUCAGGAGCUGGGAGUCUUUACUAUGCAGAGGAUUUUCAACUCGUUUGUGUACACUGAGAAGACAUCAAACGGAGAGACAGAAGUGCAGCAGUUGGCCAAAAAGAUCCGUGAAAAGUUUAACCGCUACCUGGACGUGGUGAACCGGAACAAACAGGUGGUGGAGGCCUCGUACACUGCUCACCUCACCUCUCCGCUCACUGCGAUACAGGACUGCUGCUCCAUACCAACAUCUAUGAUGGAGUUUGAUGGAAACUUCAAUACCAACGUCUCCAAGACCAUCUGCUGUGACAGACUUUCCCCCAACGUCAACAGCCGAGCGUUCAACCCUGGACGGGACCUCAACUCAGUGUUGGCAGACAACCUGAAGUCCAACCCGGGGAUAAAGUGGCAGUACUUCAGCUCAGAGGAGGGCAUCUUCACGGUCUUUCCUGCACACAAGUUCCAGUGCAAGGGAAGUUACGAGCACCGCAGCAGGCCUGUGUAUGUGUCUGCGGUGCGUCCCCAGUCUAAACACAUCGUAGUGAUGGUGGACCACGGAGCGUCUGUAACUGACACCCAGCUGCAGAUCGCCAGGGACUCUGCACUGGUCAUCCUCAAUGCCAUAGAUGAACAGGACAAGAUCUCCAUUUUGUCAGUGGCAGAGACGGUUCGCUCCUGUUCUCUGGACCAGUGCUACAAGAGUCUGCUCUCUCCAGCCACCAGUGAGACCAAGAGGAAGAUGAGCACCUUCAUCUCCAACAUCAAGGCGUCGGAUGCAGCCACACAGCACGCAGCUGGCUUCCAGAAGGCCUUCCAGCUGCUCCGAAACACCAGCAGUCUCUGCAAACGGAGUACCACUACAGACAUGGUGAUCAUCCACCUAUCGUCCGGUAUCACGUCUCGAGAGUCGUCGGAGCAGGAGAAGAGAGCGACGCUCAGUGUGGUCCGAGAGGAGAACCGCCACCUCAACAAUUCGGUCAUGAUCCUCACAUACGCUCUCAUGAACGAGGGAGUAACAGGCCUGAAGGAGUUGGCCUUCUUGAGGGAUCUUGCAGAGCAGAAUUCUGUGAAAUACGGCGUCGACCGAUCGUCGGGCCGAGACCGCUCAUCUGGGUCGUCCUCGUCAGGAUCAGCAGGCGCUUCCAUGAUACCAGUGGUGAAGGGAAGCAUGAUGGUGCUAAACCAGCUGAGCAACCUGGAGACGACAGUGGGCCGUUUCUACAUUAACCUGCCCAAUCGCAUGAUCGACCUGGCCCGCUUCAGCCUGCCUUACUCUGACCCCAUGGGAGACGGGUUUAUUAUGACUGUGAGCCGGCCGUGUUAUUUCGGUAACCUGCUCCUGGGCGUGGUCGGGGUGGAUGUGAACCUGGCCUACAUCUUGGAGGAUGUCACCUACUACCAAGACUCGCUGGCUUCAUACACGUUCCUCAUUGACAACAAAGGUUACACCCUGAUGCAUCCGUCACUGACACGACCCUACUUGAUGACUGAGCCUCCUCUGCACACGGACAUUAUCCACUACGAAAACAUCCCAUUAUUCCCUGUUGUCCGGCAGAACAUCCUCAGCCUCCCUCUGGGCAGUCAGGUCAUUUCUGUCCCAGUCAACUCCUCUCUGUCCUGGCACACCAACCGACUCCGGGACAACAGCAAAGACGCAUACAACGUCAGCUACGCCUGGAAGCUGGUUCAGGACACGUCGUUCAUCCUGUGCAUCGUGUACGUGCAGCCGGAGAUCCCAGUGAAGCAUCUGAAGAACCUGAACACAGCUCCCAGCUCCAAGCUACUGUACCAUCGUUUAGACCUGCUGGGUCAGCCCAGCUCCUGCCUGCACUUCAAACAGCUUUCCACAGUUGAGUCCCCCACAGUGAUGUUGGCAGCUGGAAGCUUCUCCUCUCCCUACGAGCACCUCAGUCAGCCAGAAACAAAGCGCAUGGUGGAGCACUACACUGCCUACCUGAGUGAUAACACCAGGCUCAUAGCCAACCCAGGCCUCAAGUCCUCUGUCAGGAACGAGGUUAUGGCGACCAGUCACGUCACGGAUGAGUGGAUGACACUAAUGGAAAUGAGUAGCCUCAACUGCUACAUUGUGCGCCGUUACAUAGCAACGCCCAGUGGGGUGCUCCGGAUUUACCCAGGAUCACUGAUGGACAAAGCCUUCGACCCGACCCGCAGACAAUGGUACCAGCACGCUGUGGCUAACCCUGGCCUCAUCACCUUCACGGGACCGUACCUGGAUGUGGGCGGGGCGGGCUACGUUGUCACCAUCAGCCACACCAUCCAUGCCUCCAGCUCUCAGAUGGCUCCCGGUUAUGCAAUUGCAGUGAUGGGUAUAGACUUCACUCUACGCUACUUCUAUAAGGUCCUGCUGGACCUGCUGCCCAUCUGCAACCAGGACAAGGGCAACAAGAUCCGGUGCUUCAUAAUGGAGGACAGAGGGUACCUGGUCGCUCACCCCACUCUCAUUGACCCCAAAGGUCAUGCACCUGCAGAGCAACAGCACAUCACACACAAGGAGCCACUGGUGGCUAACGACAUCUUAAACCAUCCCAACUUUGUCAAGAAAAACCUGUGUAACAGCUUCAGUGACCGCACCGUGCAGCGCUUCUACAAGUUCAACACCAGCAUAAUGGGGGACCUAACUAACCUGGUCCAUGGUAGCCAUUGUUCCAAGUACCGUCUGACCCGGAUCCCCGGCACCAACAAACUUUGGGCCAGAGCCAAGCAGAGACGGGUGGGUGUGGAUGGGGGAGGGAGGUGGGGGUCACACUGGGUGACAGCGGAAUCGGUCCCGUCUCAGCUCAAGCCACCUGCUUCCCUCAGCCCGCUGGUUCUGUCCUCUAUGAAAUCAGAUUAA